ACAUGUUGCUGUUUGGUUUAUUCUGUUGAGGAAAGUGGUAUUUAUUUUAAAGUUCUUAUAAGGUUAAGUUAUAUUGUUGCUAGUGAAAAUAUUAAUAAAAUAAAAUGGGAGGUUGGAAAUUAGAGGUGGGCAAGAUGGCAAUGUACAUGACAUUCCCAGUAGCUUUGUUCCACUACUUCAAUCAGCCGCAGUACUAUGAGAAGUGGGUGACUGAUAUGAAGCAAGAAUUAUAUCCACCAGAAAGCAAAUCCAAACACAAGGAAUUCAAAGAUGCAAUAAAGAAGAUCCAGGAGAAGCAGGAGAUGAAAAUGCUGAAGGCUAUGGAAGAGAAAAACUAAAGUAUUCCUUCUACUUGCAGUGUACAUAUUUAUUACAUAAUUUAGUCCAAUUUCAUGUCCAGUUUGUUGAUCAAACCUAGGAUUAGCAUUAAAGGCAAAGUACAUAGUA
Nicrophorus vespilloides is the source of this 447-nucleotide messenger RNA. Its product is annotated as protein PET100 homolog, mitochondrial-like. The record is from RefSeq and is a predicted model, not a curated record. Gene Ontology annotation, cellular component: mitochondrion; mitochondrial inner membrane. Gene Ontology annotation, biological process: mitochondrial respiratory chain complex IV assembly. Bases 105 to 338 code for a protein of 77 amino acids. The transcript has 2 exons. NCBI's taxonomy places the organism in Eukaryota, Metazoa, Arthropoda, Insecta, Coleoptera, Silphidae.